AAGUAAUUUUGAACUGAUAAAAAAAGRCUAGGUUUAGAAGCGGUGUUGUGUGCCAAAAUGUAAUGGCCAAACGGGCAAAUGAUAUGUGAGUUAAUUUAUACAAAGCUACCGAUCAAAACAAAUUCAAACAAUUCACCAAGUCCUGCAAGGUAGGUGUGUUUUCUUGCAGGUGCUUGAGAAAAACAAACUACCUAAUAUCGGAAAAAUUCCUUUAGAGCUUUGGGUUAGCGGUAAGCGAAGAACAAGUCGUCCAGGAGACAGUUGUAUACGACCCAAAAUGGAAGUCACUUUGCUGAUACUGUCAGCAUUCAUAUGCGGAACUUUGGCCGUUCCCCUCGUACGAGAAAGAAGACAGUACGCCGUGCAGUAUGGAACUACUUAUUCAUCUCCAUAUUCAUCAUAUUAUGGGAUGCCUAUGCAAGCACAAGAGACUGAGUGUCAAAUGAGGCGACGCAUGAGCGAGCCAUCGUGGACCAAGCCUGAAUGUAAUCCUGAUGGCUCGUUCAGAGAGUACCAGUGCGAGCCGUACUCGAGGUUCAAGUGUUGGUGCGUGUACUCUAACGGCAUGAUGAUUCCAGGUUCAGAGAAGGACUUCAAAGGUGACCCAGAAGUCGAAAGCAAGAAAAUGAACUGUGCAGCCAAACGUGCCAGCGCCCCAAAACCAGCCCCCAAACCACCACCAGUCAAGACUCCGUACCAGGACCGUAGCAUCGGGUGGCACCUGGCUUACCGAGAUGCCGCUAUAAGAAAUAACCCGUACGGAGCUCUCUACGCCAUGUACGGCUACCCGGCAUACGGCGCAAUGCCUUACUACCCUCAGCCUGCUGUCUCUUACAGCGCCCCGGUGUCUCCCCCUGUAUCUACUUACUCUUCCGCACCUGUAUCUUCUUACACGGGAUGCCCCGAUCCUUGUCUUCCUCCCUGUAAUUGCGUACCUGGUACAUACCGGGGAGUACUUCCACAUGUUAACAAAGGGCAUCUUCCCGUCAAGRCAAUGCCUGUUGCGGAUAAGGAAGAGGAURAGGAAGACGAGGAUGAACCAGAAGAKGAGAAGAAAUCCGAGGAUGAGUCAUCACAAGAUGAUGACGAUGAUGACAAAGAUGAUGAUGAUGUGAACAAUGAAACAGAAAAGAAUGAAGAUGACAAGAAUGCAGUAGCAGCARAAGAAGAAGAAGAAGACAUCGAUAAAGAAAAGGCAAAAGAAGACAAACCCAGCACGAAAAAGGAGGAGAAUAAGAAAGACGAACCAGCUAAGACAAAGGUCGAAAACAACAAGAAAGCUACUCCAGAGAAAAAGGAAGACACCUUAAACAAGAAGGAAGUUAAAGAAACCAAGACUGUUGUCGAAACGAAAAAGAAUGACGAAAAAACGGUCAAAAAGACACAAGAUGCCAAAAAGAGUGACAAACCAGAGAAAAAGGACAAGCAAAUCGAUGGUAUUGAUGAAGAAGACGAAGAAGACGUCUAACCAUAGUAACCAUUGAUUGUCUAACGACCAGUCUUUCAUUUAUUGUUCUCGUCGUGUAACUGAUGGUGKUGUAAAGUUUCGUAUUAAAAUCGUCAAAUUUUGAAGAAAAACA
Messenger RNA from Actinia tenebrosa (Australian red waratah sea anemone), 1580 nucleotides. RefSeq lists its product as uncharacterized. NCBI's taxonomy places the organism in Eukaryota, Metazoa, Cnidaria, Anthozoa, Actiniaria, Actiniidae. The record is from RefSeq and is a predicted model, not a curated record.